AGCAGCCAGUGCCUUCGGUUUUUUUUUUUGGGUGCGUGAGUGUGUGUGUUUGUGCGUCGGUUCUAUAUACCAAACCCCAACGUAUUUAGAUGAUCCACGCUGGCUAUUGUUACGCGUAACAACGCCAUACGUUUUCUGUACGCGUUUUAUAGACUUUGAAUUUGAAAGAAAGGGGCGAAAGAAACGAAGUAUUACGUCAAAGGUGGAGAGAGAAAACUAUUUUUACUCACCUGAAGACUCUAAGCGCUGACAGACGCCAUGUCUUGCUGGCCAUUGUUGUGCUUCCUGUCAACGGCUUUGCGGCUCCUGAUGGCUGAUCCGCUAUCGACGUCCCACCAUAACGGAAUUGGAGGCAAUAAUAGAACGGGGCAACUGGACGAUCUGCUGGGCGAUAUUGGUGACGUCACGACGGGCAAUCUCGGCUCGUUGUGCAUUUCGCAGCAGGUGCGCUCCGUGCCCGUCCCCGUCCGAGUCGACGGAUUCGAAUCGGCCCGUCAAAAGGCCGACAUGCUGGCCCGUCUCCUCCAAGAUCUCGGCCAGCUCGACAAUCAAGAAUUGCUCAAGUUGCUGAUUACGAGCGCCGUGCGGAGCGAGCGGACAAUCGAAACCUCACGUAUUGUCACAUUCACUAAGCCAACGGCACUUGCAUCAUUGGCUUCAUCAUCGCCAUCAAACGGAUUCGUUCGCGACCAAGGCAAUAUUGUCAAUCUCCUCUUUAUGGCCCAUGCGGCUCGUCCAGCUUCUCCUUACGCCGACCCGUCCGUCAAAGUCGAUUACAUCCAGCAGCCAGCAUCCAUCAACGCUUCCAUUCAACAACAGUCGACCACGCUGCCUAAGGCGACGUCCAUCAAUUCAGGCAGCCCGUUGCCGGGCAACACGGCGUUGAACGAUCUUCCGUGGUUCGACGAUCCUUUCCGUUCAACUCCGCAGGCGGCGAAAGGUUUUCUCACCAACUGGAACAAGUUCAUGAUCAACUCUUCGAAUGUCACCUUUCUUGGGUGGUGGACCUUUCCGUAUUACCAGUGUUCCAGUCGACGCUGGUUGCUCACGUACACCAUUCCGGUCACCAGCGUUUCUUCCACGUCUUCCACAGCUGCCGACCGGUUGGAUGGAUUGCUUACGGUAGACGUGUCCGUUUCGUCGAUGGAUAUCAACCAAUGCGGCGACGGGCCGUCGUCUGUUGAGGCAACAGCUGAUCAGCAAACCGUUACGCAUUUCAGUGGCACCCAUAAAUGUCACGAGACGAGCACCUGCCGAUUCGAGAGAGGUUACGGAUGGAUACGAGGUGGUUACACAUGCACCUGCCUGCCAGGAUAUUAUUCGCCAUUUUUGAAAAAUGCCACUUUCAACGGAUCCCACGUCGAAUUGGCCUUUAGGAAUAAAUUGACAUUCAACAGCCCAGUGUACGAUCAAUUGUACCGAUGCCUUCCGUGCUCCGCCGGGUGCGACGUCUGCGUCGAUGACUCGCCAUGUUUGGCGCCUUACGACUGGCCCUUUAGGAUUGCAUUGUUGGUCAUUUCCAUGUCAUGGGUUUUGAUAUCCAUCGGUUUAAUGGGCGCCGUUUAUAAAUAUCGACGCCUCAAAGUCUUCAAGGUGGCCAGUCCUACAUUUCUCUGUGUCACACUGCUCGGCUGCGCCACGAUGUACGCAGAGAUGGCAGCCAUUUUUCCUGAACUGAACACGCCAGCGUGCGUUGCCACCAAGUGGACUCGUCAUAUGGGAUUUUGCAUCACUUUCAGUUCCCUCUUGAUGAAAACAUGGAGGGUAUCUCUCACAUAUCGAGUGAAAUCUGCACACAAAUUGAAAUUGACCGAUCAACAAUUACUUCAAUGGAUGGUGCCCAUCAUGCUCGUCGCUACCGUCUACCUGGGCGCUUGGACGGCCAGCGACCCGCCCACCGGCGAAUUUAUUCUCACCGGGCCCACCAUGAAGUUCACUCAGUGCACCUACAACUGGUGGGACCACAGUCUCGCCAUCGGCGAAGUCUUUUUCCUCAUGUGGGGCAUCCACGUCUGCUACUCCGUCAGACACGCCGAGACGUACUUUAACGAGACCAAACACAUCUCCUGGGCCGUCUACAACAUUGCCGUCACCAACAUCAUCUUUGCUUCCUUCCAUUUGCUGUUGUUGCCAAAUGUCGGACCAGACAUGAAAUAUCUACUGGGUUUCGUUCGCACGCAGAUGAGCACGACGGUGACCAUCGCCUUGGUGUUUGGUCCAAAGUUUUAUCUGGUGGCGGUUGGGAGGGGAGAUGAACACGAUGCAAGGACCAAAGCACGUGGUGUGACGGCUUCCUUCUCGUUGAACGGACUCAGCUUGGCCGGCGGCAUGGGCGGAAGUUGUGCUGGAGCGAGCGGCGGAGUCCUCGUUGGUGGCGGUAUGACGGAAAACCUGGAGAACAGUGGCAAUCCGCCAGAACCCGACGAUCAACCCGUAGACCUCUACCGCGAAAACGAGGAACUAAAAGAACAAUUACAAAAACUGGCCGGUCACAUGGAAUUCAUGAAAAUCGUCCACAUGGGCGUGAACAACCCACACCUGAAACCGAAACCUGGCGGUUACUUCAGUCACGGCAAUGUGGCAACGACGGCCGCAGCGGCGGCCGUGGUUUCCGUCGCGGCCGCCACCUCCGUAGCGACGGCCACCGGCCCUGGAUCGACCAGUCCAUCGACGACGGGCGAAUCGAGUCUCUUGCAAAAACGGGGAGCUUCGCUGCUCGAGCCGGCCGUUGUGCAUUUCAACUACGAGUCGGACGUGCUGCUCAGUCGGAAGAGCUCGUCGCGUCAAAUUCAGCCCAGCUCGCUGGGCGUCGUCGUCGACGAUGCCAACGUCCUCGACGAUUCGCCCACCGCCGAGCUUUUACCCAAUUCGGGCCCGUCAAAACUCUGACUAGUCGUCAAUAGUGAGGAGGUUUGGCUAUGAAAAUGACGACGUCAUUGGGGCUUCUCUCAAUGUUUUAUUAUUUCGUGUAAUCGUGCGUCACUUGUUACGGGGCAUCGGAUACAUCUGCGAUGAUUUGCGAGUAGCCAAAGACACAUGUCCUCCUCACUAUUGACUCGUUAUCAAAAUCGUUCCAUUUGCGCUGACUUGUAAAUAAUAGAAAACGUCGUUUAUGUUUACGUUCUCUUUUUUUCCGAUUUUAAUGACUAGGAUUUCAAAUGUCGGUCUUCUCUUAUCCAUUUCUGUCGCACACGUACACACUUGUAGAUGUUUAAGAAAAAAGAAAAGGAAAUCAUAUUUUGAAGGCGAUUUUUGUUGUUUGAUUUCACGCAUGUACACGCACAUUUAUAUUAAAGAAAAAAAAAUCGGGAGAAGAUAAAUGGAGGGGAAAACGGGACUGUACAAUAUUCAUUGACAUUACAUACAAAUACAUACAAGAUCGGGAAAUAUACAUUAAAAAAUCGUAA
This is a messenger RNA of Daphnia carinata, 3407 nucleotides long. Its product is annotated as probable G-protein coupled receptor CG31760. Gene Ontology annotation, molecular function: G protein-coupled receptor activity. The record is from RefSeq and is a predicted model, not a curated record. Gene Ontology annotation, biological process: G protein-coupled receptor signaling pathway. Gene Ontology annotation, cellular component: membrane. NCBI's taxonomy places the organism in Eukaryota, Metazoa, Arthropoda, Branchiopoda, Diplostraca, Daphniidae. Bases 259 to 2889 code for a protein of 876 amino acids. The transcript has 15 exons.